UAAGCGGGGAGGAAGUAGAGGGCAGCGCCCGCGCCGCGCGCCCAGCCCAGCCAAGGCAGAACCUUGCAGCACAGAGCUGGGUCCAGGCAGCUGCUUUAACAUGGAGAUUCCGCCAGAACACUACGCGGCCUCCAGGGCGGUCUCGGUGGCCGAGAGCUGCAUCAACUACCAGCACGGAACCCCCCACCAGGUGUUUCUGGUGCAGAAGGUGGAGGAGGCCCGCUUGGAGGAUAUUCCAGGAAGAGGACACAAGUACCACCUUAAAUUUUCUGUGGAAGAAAUGACACAAAAACAAGUCACAGUGAACUGCACAGCUGAAGUACUUUACCCUCCAGUGGGACAUGGCACUGCACCAGAAGUCUCCUUCACAUUUGAAGGAGAAACUGGGAAGAGUCCAGAUGAAGAGGAUAAUACAUUCUAUCAAAGACUCAAGUCCACAAAGGAACCACUAGAAGCACAAAAUAUCCCAGACAGUUUCGGAAAUGUAUCUCCACAAAUGAAUCCAGUUCGGCACUUAGCCUGGGUUGCCUGUGGUUAUAUAAUAUGGCAGAAUUCUACUGAAAACACAUGUUAUAAAAUGGCCAAAAUUCAAACUGUCAAGCAAGUGCAAAGGAACGAUGACUUCAUUGAACUAGACUACAUCAUCCUGCUUCAUGACAUCGUAUCGCAGGAGAUUAUCCCCUGGCAAAUGCAAGUUCUCUGGCACCCACAAUAUGGGACAAAAGUAAAACAUGACAAUCGUCUCCCAAAGGAAGCACAGCUGGAAUAAAAAGACCCUUCCAUUGAGAUGGAGUGCAGACAUGUCUAUUAAUGAUGUGCAAGUCAGUCCUCACUAGAAUCUGGCCUGGGGGAGCCAAACAAAUCCUGAAGUACCAUUCUAUAUAAUGUCAUGCUUACAGUAUAGAACUGUACCGAUUCCAUAAUAAAAAAUACUACUACAUAAAAAUGUCUUUAUACCAAUAA
Marmota monax (woodchuck) is the source of this 963-nucleotide messenger RNA. It is a transcript of the gene Lxn, whose product is annotated as latexin. Gene Ontology annotation, molecular function: metalloendopeptidase inhibitor activity. The record is from RefSeq and is a predicted model, not a curated record. Lineage: Eukaryota; Metazoa; Chordata; Mammalia; Rodentia; Sciuridae. The transcript has 6 exons. Bases 101 to 769 code for a protein of 222 amino acids.